AGAUUUGAACAUACAUAACUCUUGUGAUCUUCCUAGUCGAAAUCACCAUGGUAAAUAAUGUACUGUAAUAACUAAUAAGAAGAUUUACUGCUGAUUUUUUUUUUUUUUUGUCUUACAAGGAGAGAGGUAGGUAGGAUGGUGCCAAAUUGCCAAUUAAUUUUUCAUUAAUGGUGUUUGACUUAUCACAAAACAGCCCCUCUCAUCACUACUAUGUACUAUUCUACUGCCAAGAAGAUUUGGCUGCAUGCACAAUCUACUUUUAUUCAUUAAUUAUUUUAUUUUAUUUAAAAUUUUGAUGAUGCCAUGUUAUGCUGUAGACCAAGAGAUGAGUGAAGAGAACCAGAAAAAAAAAGAGGGAAAAAAAACAGAUGAUUUGGAUUGCACUAUUAAAGUGAGUCCCUCUUCUUCUGACAAGUUGACUUUCAUCCUCUCCACCAAUUUUAAUUCAAGUCAGCCUCUUUUUUAAAAUUUUCUGAUACAUUUCUGAUGGCUAUAUUUAGACAUAUUUUCCAUUUAAGAAAGGGGGGAAAUUUUCAUAAUUAAAAAAAUCCAGAUCACAAAAAUGAUAAACGUUCUCAAGCUGUCACCACUCACCACUACUUUUUUUUAAAAACAAUUAAUUGAGUUGACAAAAAUAUAAUAAACACUCAUCCGUUAUAUAAAUAAAUAUAAAAAAUUAUUUACCAAAAAAAAAGAAAGAAAAUUUCCAUAUAAUAUGCCCCAAGCUCUCUAUUUCACUAACAGAGCAACAGAGAGGAAAGAAAUCACAGAGACUUUGCAGUACCGCAGAGAAAGAAGGAAAGAAAAGGAGAGAGUUUCAUAUCAGAUCAACCAAGCCAAGCUCCAACACAAAUUGCCAUGGCCGCUUCCUGGACUAGAAUCCUUCUUCCUGCCCUUCUACUUGCUCUUCUCCUGAUACCAAGAACAACAGCAACGGCUAGCGACCAUGGAAGAAGAGAAACAAUCGACCCGCCCUCGGUGUCGAUUUUCUUCAACAUAGACGACCUGAAACCAGGAAACAGGAUGCCAAUCUACUUCUCCAACAAGAAACCUUCGAAUUCGCCACACUUGCUCUCCAAGCAAGAAUCCGAUUCGAUCCCUUUCUCCUCAUCCCACCUCGAAUCCUUGCUCGAGCUCUUCUCCUUCUCGCGUGGAUCGGCCCACGCGAGGGCCGUCGAGUCCACCCUGACCCUCUGCGAGCUCGAACCCAUGGCAGGGGAGACUAAGUUCUGCGCCACUUCGCUCGAGUCCAUGCUCGACUCGGUCCGGUCCAGUUUCGGUGACCAAACCCAACUCAGGGCUCUGGCCACCACUACCCACUCGGCCCGACCGGUCGAUGACGGGCUGGGGUCGGGUUUGGGUUCGGUUCGGAACUACACGAUCCUGAAGGAGCCUGAACAAAUCCUGACCAGGAAAGUGAUGGGUUGUCACACCAUGCCGUAUCCUUACCUGGUUUACUACUGCCAUAGACCCACCGGCGAAACGAAGCUGUUUCGGGUUCUGUUGGGUGGUGAGGGAGACGGCGGGGUGGUGGAAGCGGUGGCGCUUUGUCAUAUGGAUACCUCGAAAUGGGAUCGGGAUAACCCGUCGUUUCGGGUGCUGAAGAUGGUCCCUGGGGAAGGCCCUGUUUGCCAUUUCUUCCCCAGGUUUGAUAUAGUUUGGGCAGCUUUGCCUGUUUGAUUGAUUGGGGGGGUUUUUUUUUUGCCCAGGAGAAUUGAGCAGAUUAGUGUUAGGUUAUGUUUGUGGUGUUGGUAUGUUGCAGACAAGCAGAGCAGUACUAGUGUAACCUGAUGUGUAUAAUGCAUAAGAACAGAAAAAGAAGUCUUUUGAUGCCUGAAUCUGGGUGUUAAUUUUGGUUUCAUGCUUUAGAACAAACCGAAUUGGAUCAUGGUAUAACUAGAUUAAGCUUUCGGUUUUGAUUACAUUUGAUCCCUUGACAUAAUAGGAAACAAGUAGAUGUAAUGAAAAUCGCAAUAGAUC
Messenger RNA from Linum trigynum, 1980 nucleotides. The record is from the annotation of a GenBank genome assembly. NCBI's taxonomy places the organism in Eukaryota, Viridiplantae, Streptophyta, Magnoliopsida, Malpighiales, Linaceae.